This is a messenger RNA of Harpia harpyja (harpy eagle), 3021 nucleotides long. RefSeq names its product SRP receptor subunit beta (gene SRPRB). NCBI's taxonomy places the organism in Eukaryota, Metazoa, Chordata, Aves, Accipitriformes, Accipitridae. Gene Ontology annotation, cellular component: signal recognition particle receptor complex. Gene Ontology annotation, biological process: protein targeting to ER. The transcript is spliced from 7 exons. The record is from RefSeq and is a predicted model, not a curated record. Bases 40 to 816 code for a protein of 258 amino acids.
AAGCGGAAGCGGUACGGCGACGUGUGCGGGCGGCUGGCCAUGGCGGGGAGGCUGGAGCCGCACCUGGAGGCGCUGGGGCGGGAGCUGCGGCCGCCCGACCCCGCCGUGCUCUCCGUCCUCCUGGCGCUGCUCGCCGUCGCCAUCACGCUGCUGAUCUGGAGGUUCGUGCAGGGCAGGAGGAGCAGCCGGAAGGCGGUGCUGCUGCUGGGCCUCUGCGACGCGGGGAAGACGCUGCUUUUCGCUCGGCUGUUGACAGGCAAAUACCGCGAUACACAGACUUCGAUAACUGACAGCUCUGCAGUUUACAGAGUCAGCAAUGACAAGAGCGCUAACGUGACCUUAAUCGACCUUCCAGGCCAUGAGAGUUUGCGGCUUCAGUUCUUGGAGAGGUUCAAGGCUGCAGCCAGAGCCAUUGUGUUUGUGGUGGACAGUGUGGCUUUCCAGCGGGAGGUGAAGGAUGUGGCGGAGUUCCUGUACCAGGUCCUGGUUGAUAGCACUGUACUCAAAAACGCACCCGCGCUGCUGAUUGCUUGCAAUAAGCAAGAUGUCACAAUGGCAAAAUCAGCAAAACUUAUUCAACAGCAGCUGGAGAAAGAGCUCAAUACCUUACGAGUGACCCGCUCUGCAGCCCCCACCAGUCUGGAUGGCUCAGCUACUGGGGGACCUACCCAACUGGGGAAGAAGGGCAAGGACUUCGACUUCUCCCAGCUACCCAUGAAGGUGGAAUUUGUGGAGUGCAGUGCUCGGGGCAGCAAGGGAGAGGAGGGAGAUGCUGACUUCGAGGGCCUUGAGAAAUGGCUGGCCAAGAUCGCCUGAACGGAGAAGGGCAGGGCUGGAGGGAGAGACUUGGGGAGGCUGGGGGGCAGGACACUUGGGGACUGAAAGGAAAAAGGUGGUCUGAAGCACUCAAAUCUCAUCUUGCUGUAGAAAGAAGAAACUUAAGCUGGAAGUCAGCAUUGUGGUAUCUUCCUCUGCUGCUCAUGGGCUUGGGAGCAUCGUGACACAAUUGCUGGUGUGAUUUCCUCUGUCCCUUCACACUGCAACAUUUUUUUCCUCUCUCCUCUUCCUUUAUCUUCCUCUGGGAUGUUGAUCUCUGGCCUUCUGUGUUUCUUUAAUCUUUAGGCUUUUCAUUUGGUAGUUGCCAAGCAAAUUAGGAAGGAGUGCACUGCCAGGUGAGAUUGGAGUCUGCGUGUCGUCUUCUGCCUUGGUUUAGCUUUGCAACCCUGUUGCCUCUCAGAACUACUGAUCACCUCCUGAUUCAGACUUUUUUCCCCAGCCUCUCGCUGCUUGGGAGCACUGUGCACAUCACCUAUGCUGACCCAGCAAAGUGCACAGACUCUCUCUCAGUUGGGCAAUCAUUGAAGAGAGUAUAAAAAGCUGUUUUCCUCUGUGUCUCCUACCUUCCUAUUCUUCCAAACUGGUGCAGUCCCGUUUCUGUGGGACUGGAGUGAUCUAUUAAAUGCCAAAACCAGGCUGGCUCCUCUGCCUUUGUCACUGUGCACUCCCUGUGUCCGGCUGCGGUGCCCGUGUCUUUGGGUGAUUUCCACUGUUGGACAGUUCUUGGGAGUUUUUCUUUAACUGAAGGCUAUGUCUUGAAAGCUUGUUUUGCUCUGCUUCUCCUUCCCAUACUUCAGGCUCUUCUCCCACAGACAUGUAAGCACACUCUCCAAGUGGCGGAGUUAUAGUAGGGUCUUCACUUGAAACUAUGAGGUGGGCAUGUUUUUAGAUUUGUACCUACAUUACGUGUGAGAUCUGGCAUGAUAGGCAUUUGUUGUGCAGUCCCCUGCCCAUCUCCUGCUCCAGUGAUGGCAGUAAGAUAUUUUUUUUAUGUGUAAUUAGUCAGCAAUUGUGGCAAAGUGAGAGGAAAAGUCAAGGAACUGCUAGCACAUUAGUCUGAUUCCUCCUCCUGAGGAAGAUGCUCAAUGAAGAGGGGGAAGAAAUGUGAGAUUUUCCCAGUUCGUUCUCAUUUGUCUGUGGUGUUUAAAGCCAAAGCUGUUGCUGUGUGUGAUCUCAACUGUUAAACUUGCAGGGAAGAUUCAGGGAAUGCCUGUCACUGUAGUUAUCUCAGUGGCUCACGAGGCUGCUCAGAGGCUUGGAGUGUUGAAGGGCUCUGAUUCAGCAUGCUUCUAACUGUCCAAGGGGCAUUUGCUCUCCUCCUUCCCAUGCUCUGGCCGGGAGCAUCGGUUAUCCAAAGGGAGAUCUUCCAGCAGCAUUGGUGCUUGGUCAGGUGGGAGACAAGCCCCUGGUGCUGUGCUGGGCGUUCAGCUUCCCCUUCCUGAACAGCCUUAAAACAGUUGCCCUGCCCAGCAACUUAAUAUAGCUUUGUGCUCUGAUGGGCUGUCAUUUCUGUGCAGCACCUAUGUGAGGAUGAUUGCUCUCCACACCACAUAUUGUGAGGUCCUACGGCAUUGAAAUUUUUCCUUUGUUUUUGUUGCUUCCCCUUUUGUUUUAGGGUAGGAGGGAGUGGCUGGCUCCUGGUAGGCUUUUUAUGUCCUUUGCAGGCUCCUCUCUGAUUUGAUACUUCCUUCAUCACUCAACUAGUCUGUUGUGUUCUUUUCCUUUUUGUCUGAGGCAUUUUCUGCUUCGCUGUAGCAUUGCCAACUGUUAGCAGCAAGAGCAAGGUCCUGUGCUUGUGAGGGAGCUGGGCCUUGCAUUUCUAGUCUUGUGAACCCAGUGGCUCUUCUGCUAUCCAUGCAGGAGGUGGGGAGGGUUAUAUUCACAAAGUAUGUUAUAUUCUUCUAUUUCCUGCAGCCAGAGCAUUGUUGGAACAUGUUUGUCAUGCUUUGAACUCCUUUAGCUGGAGAUCCUUCCUAGGCUGCCUGCUUUGAAUCUGUAAUGCUGAAGUGAGAAUAUUGCUGUUUCUUUGGGUGGUUAUUCUACUUGCAAAGACUUGUCUCCUUGAAAAGCAGAGGCCAAGCACCAGCCUCUGCUGGGUUAAGGGGGGAAGGUAGCAUGAGGCCAUGGUUGGUUUUAAGUUAUUCUUACUAAAAGUAUUCCUUAAAUAAAAUUUUUUUGCUUAAA